This is a messenger RNA of Styela clava, 2058 nucleotides long. NCBI's taxonomy places the organism in Eukaryota, Metazoa, Chordata, Ascidiacea, Stolidobranchia, Styelidae. The record is from RefSeq and is a predicted model, not a curated record.
CGCACUUUUCAAAAAUCAUGGAGAAUACUUCGUAUUUCAACGCUACGGAGGCUAACACAAAUGCGACCCCGCUUGCCAACAAUGCAAUGUGGAAAAGUGAAAAACAUUAUCGAAAUUGGAUGACGAUUGUCAUUGUGUCAGGUUGUGGAUUUGUUAUCAACGUUUACGUUAUUAUCGCUAUGAUAAUCUAUUUAUCAAAAUUGAAAAAUUUAAAGAAGAGCCUCAAGGAAAAUGGAUCAAAGAGAUACAGAGCGGUUAUGGAGAUAUGUUUGCUCAUAACUGCAUGUCUUACAUUGAUGAACACUCCUGCUACUGAAAAAAUUCUUGUUGAUAUUUAUUUUCCACAAAUUUGUUCAAUUUCGAGAAGAUUUCGCGGCACCGGAGGCAGUUACAAUUUUUUAUUUAUAUACUUGAAUUUGUGGCUUCGACAAAGAUCUAUUUACAACGACCCUGCGAUGAAGCAUCUCACUACGAAGAUUACCAGAACUUUGAGUUUUGUUGUGCUUUUUCUUUUGAUCAUAUCUCCGUUGAGUACGCACAUAAUUUACGUUUCUGCUUACACAUUUGCUGUUGUUGACACUGGUUGCUCAAUCGUUGCUUCUACUGUCAACCCACAAGCGAUGUGGAUCGUCAUCGGAUCAACUUCGCUAUUAAUGCAAUGCUUGUUAUUAUGGCUCUUCGUACUCCCUCUGUAUAAACACAGCGCUAACGCGCCACAAGUGGGGAGUUCCAGUAGCAGCCAAGCAAAAAUCAAAGCUAUCACAAAGAGAGCGUUCAUUACGAGGCUCGUUUGUUCCAUCACCGACACCGUGUCAGUAAUCAUGGCCGCGUCUGCAGUUUUGAAAGACGGGAUAACGCUUCCUUUAGCGAUGUACAUCAGCCUGUUGGUAAACCUUUUCAUGUAUGUUGUGUCGUUUCCCGAUUGGGAAAGGUUGAUGCUGCCGUGUUGUAUAAGUGCGUUUCGGAACAGGAAUCAAUCAGAGAGAGAAGUUAGUCAAGGAAGAAGCACCAAAGUAACAGAAGCCUGAUGAGUCUCAGAUUGAAUUUCGACUAAACGAACGAUUUUAGCCUAGUCGAUCGCAGUGUUUGCGAGAUUAAUUUUUGAUUAUUGCGACUAAACUGAAACCACAAUAUGCCCACUUCGUGCCCAAACACAAAUUAGGUGGAGAAAAACAGUACCUCGAGACAUUCACCAGUUGGGCUAUUUCAUAUAAGAAAAGGGUUUUUAUAUUUAUUCGUUGAGAUAGAAAAUCCGAUGGCAUAUUUUUUGGCUGUGUAAUCAACUUACCCCUACAUAGUUUUUUUUUUCGGUGCUCCCGAAGUAUGCGAACCAAGAUGGCGGACAUCGGAACGUAACAUGGGUAACAGGUUAGGCGAUAAUUUCUUUCCAAUUUUCCUUAUUUUAGUCUUAUUAUCAAUUCGAAGACUAGCUAAGAGCCUCCCGUAGUAUUUAUACCUAAACCCUAACCUAGUAAACAUAUUACAUUCCGAUGUACGCCAUCUUGGUUCGCAUACUUCGGGAGCCCCUUUUUUCAUCUAUUACAAACACGAGUUUCGAUGCUUAAUAACCAGUCUGAUUCACCGCGUCUUCCUUUGACCAGUUAAACUGUCUUUUUCUUUCUUUUAAUUUGUGUGCGAUUGAUUUUUACUGGCUCAAAAAUAUACAUGUCUCUUCAAAUUUCAUCCCACUUGCACAAUUUUGCAAGAAUGCUAUUUAGACAAGCUUUUGUUUUCUUUUUUAAAAUUCCAAUGUGUAUAUUUAUCACGAGUGAAUUGUCAAAUCAAAUAAAAGGUUGCUUAUUGUCUGAAGUCAUAAUAAUAACAAGUUAGUUGCGAAAUUGGAUCAUUAUUUGGUGAUAAAGAGCCCAUGCCAGUUUUGUUUUGAAAACCGUUGCACGACAUAAUAACUCAAAGGCGCAUUUGAUCUUGACUAUUCUUCGUCAUUGGACAAUGAUUUACACUUUUACAAUUUAAAAACCUAUAUAUAGCCAAUGGCGGCUAACCCAGGAUCUCAUAUAUUUAAACGAUGGGGCAUUAGAUAAUACAGGGAGUCCUCGA